Messenger RNA from Lontra canadensis (Northern American river otter), 3022 nucleotides. It is a transcript of the gene ROR2, whose product is annotated as receptor tyrosine kinase like orphan receptor 2. Lineage: Eukaryota; Metazoa; Chordata; Mammalia; Carnivora; Mustelidae. Bases 41 to 2902 code for a protein of 953 amino acids. Gene Ontology annotation, biological process: protein phosphorylation; cell surface receptor protein tyrosine kinase signaling pathway; positive regulation of kinase activity. Gene Ontology annotation, molecular function: protein binding; ATP binding; transmembrane receptor protein tyrosine kinase activity. Gene Ontology annotation, cellular component: signaling receptor complex. The record is from RefSeq and is a predicted model, not a curated record. The transcript is spliced from 9 exons.
CCCCGCCGGCCCCCGCGCCCCGGCCCCCACGGCCCGCGGUAUGGCCCCGGGCUCGGCGCUGCCGCCGCUGUGCGCCCCGGCCGUCUGGGUGGCCGCCGCGCUCCUGCUCUGCGCGCCCCGGACCUCAGGGGACCUGGAGGCGCCUGACCCGAGUGACCCUUUGGGACAACUGGACGGACCGGACGGCCCCCUUCCAACUCUGAAAGGCUACUUUCUGAACUUCCUGGAGCCGGUGAACAACAUCACCAUAGUCCAAGGCCAGACGGCCAUCCUGCACUGCAAGGUGGCCGGGAACCCCGCGCCCACGGUGCGGUGGCUGAAGAACGACGCGCCCGUGGUGCAGGAGCCCCGGCGGGUCAUCGUCCGCAAGACGGAGUACGGAUCCCGGCUGCGGAUCCAAGACCUGGACACGACGGACACGGGCUACUACCAGUGCGUGGCCACCAACGGCGUGAAGACCAUCACCGCCACAGGCGUGCUGUUCGUGCGGCUCGGUCCAACACACAGCCCAAAUCAUCACUUUCAAGACGACUACCACGAGGACGGCUUCUGCCAGCCAUACCGGGGGAUUGCGUGUGCACGCUUCAUCGGGAACCGGACCAUUUACGUGGACUCCCUCCAGAUGCAGGGAGAGAUUGAAAACCGCAUCACAGCGGCCUUCACCAUGAUCGGCACCUCCACGCACCUGUCAGACCAGUGCUCGCAGUUUGCCAUCCCGUCCUUCUGCCACUUCGUGUUCCCGCUGUGCGACGCGCGCUCCCGGCUGCCCAAGCCCCGCGAGCUGUGCCGGGACGAGUGUGAGGUGCUGGAGAGCGACCUGUGUCGCCAGGAGUACACCAUCGCGCGCUCCAACCCGCUCAUCCUUAUGCGGCUGCAGCUGCCCAAGUGCGAGGCGCUGCCCCUGCCCGAGAGCCCGGACGCCGCCAACUGCAUGCGCAUCGGUAUCCCCGCGGAGAGGCUGGGCCGCUACCAUCAGUGCUACAACGGCUCGGGCACGGAUUACAGAGGCACGGCCAGCACCACCAAGUCGGGCCACCAGUGCCAGCCCUGGGCCCUGCAGCUCCCCCACAGCCACCAGCUGAGCAGCGCAGACUUCCCCGAGCUCGGAGGGGGGCACGCCUACUGCCGCAACCCCGGGGGGCAGAUGGAGGGCCCCUGGUGCUUUACGCAGAAUAAACACGUGCGCGUGGAACUGUGUGACGUUCCCCCUUGUAGUCCCCAGGACAGCAGCAGGAUGGGGAUUUUGUACAUCCUGGUCCCGAGCAUCGCCAUUCCUUUGGUCAUCGCGUGCCUCUUCUUCCUGGUCUGCGUGUGCCGGAAUAAGCAGAAGGCUUCCGCGUCUACACCACAGCGGCGGCAGCUGAUGGCCUCGCCCAGCCAGGACGUGGAGAUGCCUCUCAUCACCCAGCACAAGCAGGCCAAGCUCAAGGAGAUCAGCUUGUCGUCGGUGAGGUUCAUGGAGGAGCUCGGGGAGGACCGGUUUGGGAAGGUCUACAAGGGCCACCUGUUCGGCCCGGCCCCGGGGGAGCAGAGCCAGGCCGUGGCCAUCAAGACGCUGAAGGACAAGGCGGAGGGCCCGCUGCGGGAGGAGUUCCGGCACGAGGCCAUGCUGCGGGCCCGGCUGCAGCACGCCAACAUCGUCUGCCUGCUGGGGGUGGUGACCAAGGACCAGCCCCUCAGCAUGGUGUUCAGCUACUGCUCGCACGGGGACCUGCACGAGUUCCUGGUCACGCGCUCGCCGCACUCGGACGUGGGCAGCACGGACGACGACCGCACGGUGAGGUCCGCCCUGGAGCCCCCCGACUUCGUGCACGUCGUGGCGCAGAUCGCCUCGGGCAUGGAGUACCUGUCCAGCCGCCACGUGGUGCACAAGGACCUGGCCACCCGCAACGUCCUCGUGUAUGACAAGCUGAGCGUGAAGGUCUCGGACCUGGGGCUAUUCCGCGAGGUGUACUCGGCUGACUACUGCCGGCUGGCAGGCGGCGCACUGCUGCCCGUGCGCUGGAUGUCCCCCGAGGCCCUCACGCACGGCAAGUUCUCCGUGGACUCGGACAUCUGGUCCUACGGCGUGCUGCUGUGGGAGGUCUUCAGCCACGGCCUGCAGCCCUACUGCGGCCACUCCAACCAGGACGUGGUGGACAUGGUGCGCGGCCGGCAGGUGCUGCCUUGCCCCGACGACUGCCCGGCCUGGGUGUACGCCCUGAUGGUCGAGUGCUGGCACGAGGCCCCCAGCCGGCGGCCCCGCUUCAAGGACAUCCACAGCAGGCUCCGCGCCUGGGGCAGCCUGUCCGCCUACAACAGCUCGGCACAGACCUCGGGGGCCAGCAACGCCACGCAGACCAGCUCCCUGAGCACCAGCCCCGUCAGCAACGUCAGCAACGCCCGCUACGGGGGCCCCAAGCAGAAGGCCCAGGCCUUCCCGCAGCCGCCGUUCAUGCCCAUGAAAGGCCAGAUCAGGCCCAUGGUGCCCCCUCCCCAGCUCUACAUCCCUGUCAACGGUUACCAGCCCGUGCCGGCCUACGGGGCCUACCUGCCCAACUUCUACCCGGUCCAGAUCCCCGUGCCGAUGGCGCCGCCGCAUGUGCCCGCUCCGGUGGCCCCGAAGCCCGGCUCCCACCACAGUGGCAGCGGCUCCACCAGCACGGGCUACGUGACCACGGCGCCCUCCAACACGUCCAUGGCGGACAGGGCGGCCCUGCUCGCGGAGGCCGCGGAGGACACGCCGAAUGUCCCCGGAGACGCGGCCCAGACCCCCGGGCAGGAAGGGGAGGGGGAGGAGGACGGCUCCGUCCCCGAGACCGAGCUGCUGGGGGACAAUGACACUCUGCAGGUGGACGAGGCCGAGGUCCCCCUGGGCAGCCUGAGGGGCACGGGGCCACUGGGCACCCCGGGGGAGGCUUGAGCCCCAGGCGCGGGGUAGGGGGCGCCGGUUUGCCGUCUCUCGGCGCAACCUCUGCUCCCCCGCCGUCCUCUUGUGCACAGAGCGGCCGCUCCCGCCCCCAGCGGCCAGAGGGUCUUUGAG